Pararge aegeria (speckled wood butterfly) is the source of this 2869-nucleotide messenger RNA. Its product is annotated as type 1 phosphatidylinositol 4,5-bisphosphate 4-phosphatase. Gene Ontology annotation, molecular function: phosphatidylinositol-4,5-bisphosphate 4-phosphatase activity. The record is from RefSeq and is a predicted model, not a curated record. NCBI's taxonomy places the organism in Eukaryota, Metazoa, Arthropoda, Insecta, Lepidoptera, Nymphalidae. Gene Ontology annotation, cellular component: plasma membrane; late endosome membrane; phagocytic vesicle membrane. The transcript is spliced from 4 exons. Bases 135 to 842 code for a protein of 235 amino acids. Gene Ontology annotation, biological process: phosphatidylinositol dephosphorylation.
UCUGUGUUUUCGUGAUAUUUUUCUGUGAUUGUAGUGGAGACUGGAGUGGAGUUGCAUUAAUUUCUGUAGGUACUAGGAUUCGUAAUUCGAGCAAAGUUGUUAAAUUGUGCUGUGAAAUCUUUAGUUUAAAGACAAUGGGAGACGGACAAAGUGAAAAUCAACCACUUUUAAGGGACGAUGAGGAAAACGUGAGCACAAUCUCGCCGAUUGGGCCUGAUGAACUGCCUCCGCCGUACCAGCAAGCAGGCUUGCCGAUGGUAACAUGUCGCGUUUGCCAGGCGAUGAUAGAUAUAUCUGGCAAACGGGAACAGCAUGUUGUCAAAUGUUCAGAGUGUAAUGAAGCUACUCCGAUAAGAAAUGCACCACCAGGGAAGAAAUAUGUGCGUUGUCCCUGCAACUGCCUGCUGAUAUGCAAGUCUUCGUCUCAGCGCAUAGCAUGUCCCCGUGCGGACUGCAAGAGGAUCAUCAACCUAGCACCGUCGCCAGUAACUCCACCUGUGCCCACUGUGCCUGGCAUGUGCAGGGUUGUAUGUGCACAUUGCCAGGAUACUUUCCUAUACCAGUUGUUGAAAAAUGCACCGGUGCGCUGCCCUCAUUGCCGGAAAGUGUCUUCAGUGGGACAGCGAAUGGCUCGGGUGAGAGGAAUCAUUUUCGCGGUACUCGCGCUCAUAUUCCUCACUAUCGCCCUGGGAGUCACCCUCGGCACGCUCUCGGCAGCAAAAACUCACGGAGGAGGAAUCUACGUCGCUUACGUUGGAGCAUUUUUACUAGCAUUCGUUCUAGGCAGUCGGGCCAUAUAUUAUUUCGCGAUGAAAGUAAGUACGAUCGAGGGGCCGAUGUAAGUAUUCGAUGACGGUGUUUUGUGAUAGUGUGACUAGGAAAUAUCUCGAUUCCAUAUUGCAUUAUGUAUACACAUAUAUUAUAGGAUCUAUUAGAUAAAUUGCGUAAUAACCUUUAUAUUGUGAAAAUAGACUGUGUUAUACGUUUUUUUUGUUUCGUGACGUGAUCGAUAGGCGGGAAACACAUUCUCGGCGUGAAUAUCGAGGAUUGAUAACUUUAGAAGCAAAUUCUUUCGUAUGUGCGGCUUAGCGCAUUUACGCGCGGGACUAUGUGUACCUGUCAACAAAAGUUUAUAAAAUUGUAUAUGAAGGCAAUGUUUCGCGCGGGAAUGUUGACCCCUCUGGAAGGUUUGCUAGGACUAAUAUAAAAAAUAUUACCACCUUAACUGUUAUGAUUCGAUUUAAUAGUAAGUACCUACUAAAAAUAAGUACGCAUUCCGAAAUUUAAUUAUAUAACAUAGUAUGUUAUAUAAUAUAAGGCAUAAGGCAAGAAAAGGCAAUAACAAUCUUGAAACUAUCUGUAGGUACUAUGAACUUUUACAGGAUAGAAUAAAUAGCGCGGAGAAAAGGUGAAAACUAAUGUAUCAACGGCAAAUUAUUUAAAAUAGCACCAUUAAUUAAUAUUCUUAAUUGAUAUGUUUGUAUCUUCAUUGUCAUCGUUAGCUUAUUAGUGUCCCACAGCUGGGUACAGACCUCUCUGAUAGGAGAAAAGGAUUUAGAACUAUUUUAGUUAUAUUUGUAUGUAUUCUGUUUUUGAAUUUUAUUUUACUAUAAUUCAAUGUAAUAUCCCAUCUAUCACUUAGAUAAACAAAUAAUCUUGCGUGAACAUAACACACACUAUAUUGACAUGACACGUGUUUACCACCUCGUCAAAUUAAGAAUACGUCUAUAAACUUGUGCUUACUUUGUUCUUGUAGGUAUUGUAUUUAAGUAUUCAUUUUAUCAGGACACUUCUUGAUCGCAGUUUGUCAUUUUUAUAUAUUUUAUAUUGAUAGUAGUAAAGCUAAAAAUUAUAUAAUAUAUUGGUAAGUAAUCAAUUGAUUGUAUAUAAAACUCUUGAAUACGGUUGACUUAGGACACUGUUCCACACAUUGCCCGGACACGAGGUUCUGUUGUCAGGAUGCGGUUGUCUAACUUUCUACUCACAUUGAACUCACACUGAACUCUAUUGUUACCACUGAACCUGUGGCAAACAUAGAGCUUCUGACCAUGAUAAGAAAGUAGCAUAAAAACGGAAUUAUUUUCUAGAAACGAUUUUAAAACCCGAGCUAAAUUGUAGGCAAAUUUGAGCUUUGAACUUAUGCAGAUAAGAUUCAAUUUACUUCGAUAUUCAAGUAUUUCUAUAAGUACACUAAAACGACUCCUCGAUUCGAGCGAGCGAACAAAUCUUGUACUAAGAGACUACUGGCCACAGAUGUAUCAAUGAAGCUAGUGACCACAUCAUAGCCUUCGAAUAUCGCUUCAACAUUGACUCUACUCAAAUUAAAGCAUUGGAAUGUGAGCUUUUUGCUAUAAUUAAAUGAAUAUUUCAAAAUGUCGAAAAAAAACAUACUAUCAUUAGUCACUUGUUUAAUAAUUACAACAAAAACUAGUUACGAAAACGGUACGUAACGUAGAGGGGUGGCAGGCCUACGGGGGAUGCAAUGGAAAAGCGGGGUCCGAUUUAUCACUGAGUACUGUAAAGAGAUUAAGCAACCAAAAUUGAGUUUUGUUUACAACAAAUUGGCGUCAUUAUAAAUUAACUCCACUCGUUGUGUUAGAUGAAAUCUGUAGAAGUGUGUUGAUUCUUUUUAAAAUAUGACUAAUUAAUAACAUAUUAUAUUUGUCUUUAAUAUUUUUAAUAGAUAGAUAAGUUAAUUUUUAUUUCGUAAGCUGUUUCCAUAUAUUAUUCCAUUAUAUUUUAUUAUUGAGUCCUCUCUAUGAAACAUGAUGUCACGUAUCCAAAAUUACAUGUUUUUUUUUGAUAAAGCUUAAGCGCGUUACACAUGGUCUCGCCAAGGUUACGUACGAUGUAAAUAGAAAAUCACCAU